AAUACAGAACCAAAACUGAUAAAAUCGACAGGACAAAGUAAGAGGAAUCACGGCAAAACCGAUAUAAAGUUGUGGUCGCGGAGUAUAGCUACAGCAAAAUCGACCACAGACUGUUGUUGAGGUGAUUGCAUAAAAAGUGAAAAUUUUAAUUCGAUACAUUUCAUCAUUGAAAUGGUAUUUACUAUUACAUACAUAUAAUAAAAUAUGUAAAAAAAUCAUAAUUGCAAAAACUAGUAAAAUAAACGUUACAAAAGGAAUUUGAUUGAGCGGCACUAUCCAAAUACAAUAUUUAAUCCAAUGUCUAGGAGAGUGCGUCGCUUUUUAAAACAAGUGCGUGAGCAAAAAGAAGAGGAACUUAAAAGGGAAGUCACAACUAAAAGGGUAACCAUAAAUGAUACACCUGAGCUGGCUAUAGAUGAUCAGAUUAAAUAACAGACGCUUAACGAAGCUGAGUCCCUCGAUGUUGUGUUUACGCCUUCUGUAAAUCACGAAAUUUGUAAAGAUUUUAACACAAGUUUACAAAGAUGUACCAGUCCUUCUAUGAAUCCCAAGGGCAAAUAUGUCAAUUGGAUGAGUAAGCAUACCGAAUUGGCUACACAGCCAUGGUGCUGUGUUGGUGAUUUAAUGGCGUUCUGUGACAAAUAUGAGUACCGAACGCUCAGUCUUAGCGAUACUCGUGCUCAUAACAACAUUGUUUCUGAAGUCAAAGCCUUGUUAACUGUUGGCCAAGCUCCUUUUGACCUGCGUAAACGUUUUCCAGGAAACAUCCGUAAUCCAGAAAAUCUGUGGAUCUGCAUAGGUCGUAGCGCUAGUGUGGAGUAUCAUUUGAAAAAAAUUUUGAGUGUGUUUCGCAAACCGCUGCUGCACCUGCCUGUGGAUAAACAGCGAGUGGCAAGAGAAAACUUCCACCUGGCGGUAAAUGAAUUACGUUUAGAUAUAUCAGCCCGUAUUAGCGCGGUUCAACUUUACGAUCGAAAUAUAUUCGAGCGCGAGUUUCAUUUGCACUGGCAAGACGCGGUUGAGUGAAAACAUAGAAAACAAUGUUUUAAUUUAACUUUUGAGUUAAUAAUAAUAAAAGGAUAUCAAUUGUUUUGUA
Molecule: messenger RNA, 1096 nt
Organism: Anastrepha obliqua
Lineage: Eukaryota; Metazoa; Arthropoda; Insecta; Diptera; Tephritidae
Exons: 1
Coding region: 541-1026 (161 amino acids)
Source: RefSeq, a predicted model, not a curated record